Molecule: messenger RNA, 5060 nt
Organism: Danio aesculapii
Lineage: Eukaryota; Metazoa; Chordata; Actinopteri; Cypriniformes; Danionidae
Product: immunoglobulin superfamily member 3-like
Exons: 11
Coding region: 74-4288 (1404 amino acids)
Source: RefSeq, a predicted model, not a curated record
UCUCUGAUGUGUCACAGGCGCUUGCUUCAGAGGACGUUUAUGCGCUUUGGUUGUUGAAAUCUGGAUUCAAUUUAUGUCUGAAUUACCUUUGAUCAUGGAGGACUUUGUGUCAUGGCGUCUGCUGCUGCUGCUGUGUCUCCUGCAGUGGGAUCAGUGCGCCGGUCAGCGUGUGGUCCAGAUCCAGGAUGGUCCCCUGUACAGAGUGGAAGGAUUUCCCAUCUCCAUCUCCUGUAGUGUUAGUGGGUUUAAAGGCCCGGAUGAGCAGGACUUCGAAUUUGGUGUCAGAAAAAAAAACGUUGAAUUCAAUAUCAUCAGUACUAAAGAGCCAGACUUUGCCUUUGCGAAGUUCUCCAACAGGGUGAAGCAAAAAGACAUUGAAAUCGUGAGGCUGACGGGGUCUUCAGCUAAACUGAGGAUCAGAAAUGUGGCGAUGAACGAUGCGGGACAAAUCUUCUGUCACACCCCAAGUACAGAUACCAUCCUGCACGGACUAUAUGAAGCAGAAACAACACUUAACGUGGUACCGGACACCCUGAAGGCUAUAUAUUCUGGUUCUCCCUCUCAGAGCAUGUCUGAAGGUGAUCCUCUUCAGCUUGAGUGCCAGGUCUACAGCGAGACUUUUCAACACACCCAUCUGUCGGUCACCUGGUACGUCCAUAGUGGAGAAGAUGAGGACCCCCGACCAAUCAUUACUCUGGACAGAGAUCUUACUGUAAAGCCAGGAGGUGGAUUUGAGGAUCGCUACCAUGCAGGUCUGAUCAGCAUGGAUAAAGUGGAGGACGCAACAUACAGACUGAAGAUGCCUCAAGUGCAGCAGUCAGACCAGGGGAAGUUCUACUGUUAUGUAGUUCAGUGGAUUCAAGACCCAGACCGUAACUGGACAGAGAUUGCACACAAAACCUCCACAGCAUGUAAUGUGGAGAUCAAACCUAUCGUGGCCACUGAUGUAGGUUCCUUCAGUGUUUAUAUGAAGGCCUCAAAAGGGCCCCAACAAGAUGGAGAUGCACUAGACAUCCGUUGCAGUGUGAAAGCACAGAAUCUUCCUGGCUAUUUCUAUUCUGUGACGUGGAUGAAGAACGAGAAGAACGUGGCCCAGAUUGGAUCUUCUGGGAUGCUCACCGUAUUUGAUAGUUAUAAAGAUAGGGAGAAUGCAGCAGAGAUGAGAGCAGUGAAAACAAGUUUAACAGACUACAUGCUGACCAUCCAUUCAGCUCGGACUGAAGAUCAGGGCCAAUACCAGUGUGAAGUAUGGCAGGAAAGCAUGAAUGAAGACGGCACCUUCAAAAGAGUGCAAAAACAACUGUCCAACCCUGAGACUGUGAGCAUCACGACUAAAGAGAGUGAUCUGGCUGUGGUCAUGAUGAUGAAGGAUGCAGUGACUGAAGGAGAUGCUCUACAGGUCACCUGCUCUGUGUCGGGGUUCAAAGGUUCUUUAUCAGUAUCAUGGCAGCACAAGAAAGACUCUGUGGACUCCUUCAGUGACGUCACUAGUCUGACCCAUGAGGGAGUGAUGAAAGAUACUGGGACGAGGUACCAGAGUCGCCAUGUUCAAACUCUCCAUUCUCCAGCUGGAAACUUUACCCUGGAGAUUGGUGAAGCUGGAUUAUCUGACAGUGGUGAAUACAGGUGCCUUGUGUCUGAAUGGACCAUACAGAGCAAUGGAGAGAUGAAGAAAACCCACACCCAGUCUCAGCAAAGUAAAGUCACAGUGCGUUCAGUUGAAUCUCUAAUGAAGGUGACCUUGAAAAGUCGCAAAACAACCGUGCCUAUAGACUCUCCAGUUGAAUUACUAUGUAUAGUUGUAGGACCUGACGUUUCUUUGGCUGUACGCUGGAUGUUUCGAUCUCUCAAUUCAACUGCACAGAAGAAUAUUUUAACAAUACACAACGCUGGAGAAAUUACCUGGUUAACAGAUCAGAGAAAUUAUCAGCUGUCAGUUCAAGCACAGCUUUCCAGCACAAUGUUCAUUCUAAUAAUGCCAAGAGCCAGCAAGCAGCAAGAAGGACAGUACCAGUGCCAAGUUGAUGCCUAUCAAAGAGGUAGACAGAAAGCCAUGAAGAACUCCAACCUGCUAGCAGUGACUAUACAAAAACCUGACAGCAAACUGAGACUGUCGACACUCAAGUCUCGCCAGGAAACCACUGCCAACACUGAUGCUAAGAUUGAAUGCUCCAUCCUGAACACAACCACAAACUCCUCUCGUUUCACAAUAACUUGGAUGAUUGGGUUUCAGAUGCUCUUAAAUAUGGACCUAAAUGCUGUUGUCAAGUACGGUCCAGCAGCUGGGGUAGAAAUGGACCAGAGAAUCCGCAUGACAGUAAGACAGAAACACACUUUUCAGCUGACUGUGCAUCAGACCAGAACCACUGACAGUGGCCAGUACCUCUGUGAGGUGGAAGAGUGGCUUCAGGAUCCUCUUGGUGACUGGUAUUCCCUGAAGAAAUUGUCUGCUUCCACAGAGCUUGCUGUCAAAGAGAAAGCCAGUGAUUUCAGAAUGAACAAAGCUGACACUGAGCUGAAUGUUAAAGAGGGAGAGCCGCUGACGUUGAAUUGCUCAGUGGAUGGUACUGGCUCUGAAUCCACACUUCGCUACUCCCUUACCUGGUUCUUCACUCAAGAUCAGUCCGCCAGUGUGACACUUCUGACUUACUUUUAUGAUGGUCGGCUGAUAUACAGCAGCUAUGACCCAGAGCUUGCAGGACGACUCCAUUUCUUCAGUCCAGCAGUGGGUAUCUUCCAAUUGACCAUCCAUAGAGCCAUUCAGACAGACAGGGGGCGCUACCACUGCCAAGCUCAACAGUACCAGGUGGACUGUAAAGGCCAUUGGUUAGCUAAGGCAAGCGAUAAGUCCGGUUACACCAAUGUUGGUGUACAGCUUAUAGAGAACAAACUGAGUGUGCGCAAAGAGAACCAAAGCCGCAGUAUUACUAAUCUGCAAGUGGGAUUUACCGUUGACUGCAUCGUUGACUCACGGUCCAGUGAUGCAUCUGUGUUUGAGGUGACUUGGUCUAAAGGUCUGGAAAAUGAGCGCCCCAUCAUCAUCUUCAAUGCCAGUCGUGAUGGGACUUUACACAGUGCAAUCAAUGAUAAAGAUCUGGUCUUCAAACGCCCAGGUGCUAAGCAAUACAUGCUGACCGUGCCAAACAUCAACCUCGCUGAUUCUGGCCUUUACCAUUGUCAAGUUGUAGAGUGGAUUCAGACAGCUGCAAACAAGUGGAGAAGGAUAGGCGAAGACAAGUCCGGGCAGCUAUCAAUCCAAGUGAAGACUGAGGAAAGCCAAAAAAAGGAGAACUUUACCAUGGACGAAACUGAAAAGAGCAUUACCAUCAAGCAGGGAGAGAAGUUUGAACUGGAAUGCACUCUGAAUGUGAAAAAUGAGGAUCCCUCUUAUCACUAUAAUCUCAGAUGGAUCUUCAAUAGCCCAGACUCAUCAAGCGGGAUUGUGUUAUUGGCUUAUUCUUUUAAUGGUCGUCUUCAGUAUGUGACAGAGAACCAGCAACUUAAGGACAGAUUACGCUUCUCCAGACCUACCACCGAUACGUUUCAUCUGACUGUGCUAAAUGCAGGUAUAGCUGAUACUGGAAGCUAUCAAUGUAGAGUUGAGAUGGUCCAGCUUGACUGUGAGGGCCAAUGGACACAAACAGCAAAAAGCCAGUCAGGAUCAACCACCAUCACAGUUCACAGUAUCGAAAGUAAUCUGCAUGUGCAGAAGGAGAACCAAACCCUCAACAUUACUGAUCUUCAGGCUGGGUUCACCACUGAUUGCGUUAUUGCCUCACAGUCCAGUGAUAAAUCUGUCUUUGAGGUAACAUGGUUUAAAGCUGAAGAAGGAGGAACCCAUGUUAUAUUCACUGCCAAGCAUGAUGGUACUUUACGUAGUGCUCUUCAUGAUAAAUCUCUGGUGUUUGGACGACCAGAUGCCACACACUAUAAACUGACUGUGCCACAGAUCGACCCCACUGAUAAGGGGAAAUACUACUGUCAGGUAGAAGAGUGGCUUCACACUGAUAACGCCUGGAAGAAACUGGCUUCAGAUCGCUCUGGAGUGCUCUCUGUCCACGUUCACACUCAAGGUGAUCCUGAAAAGCAGUCAGCAGAUCCGUUAGGAGUAACAAUGGGAAUCACCAUUCCUCUGAUCUGUUUUCUUGUGUUGGUCAUAAUACUGUUGUUGAGACGAGAGCACAAGAGAAACUGUGAGCUGAAGAAAAAGAAGGACUGUCUGUGGGCUGAAAACAACCCUCUUUCCCCUGCGCCGGGAGACAACUCAUGUGCAGACAAUCACUCCUAGCCUCUCCGCCACGGCAUUGUGAAAGAUUUUUACUAAGAGUUAUCAACUUCGGAUGUGUCUACAUGACUCUGACUACAUAUACAUGGAUAUCAGUAAUCAAUAUAUUGACCUUAAUCUGAAUCAGGCAAUAAGAUGAUUAAGAUGUUUACAUGAGUUGCUUUUAGAAUGUUCCUAUCAUGAUCCUGUUUUACAUGGUUUAGCACGUAGGUUUUACUUUCAUUCAGCAAAAUUUCCCCUGAGACAAACUCUGAGGUGCUGGAUGAGAGUAUGGAGUAAGGCCUGAUAGGAGAGAGUUUAAGUUAAAGGGAUUUUAUUCUGCACACCAAAUGGAAAGAAAACUUCUGCAUUUCUAAAGUUGAAUUUAAAAGUUGUGUUUAGUGAUUGGAGAUGUGUGUCUGUGGUCCUGAUCUGACUUAAUAACUUCGGGGAAUACAGUGUCAAACAGGUAAAAACUCCUCCAUGACUGUAAUAGUUUGAUUACGGUGGUAAAAUCUGUACUGCACUUCAAUAAUGCCAUUAAAAUGGGAAUACUCCACAUGUCUUAAUUCAGUUUGUGUUUACCACGAUUAAAACUUUAGUUGGAUUAAGGUAACCAGUAAUCUCUGUUUACCCUACUGAAAAAAAACAGCUUAAACCAGCCUAGGCUGGUUAGCAUGUUUUAGCUGGUCAACCAGGGUGGUUUUAAAAGGGUUUUGGCCACUUCCAGGCUGGUUUCCAGCCAUUUCCAACCUGGUCUUAGCUGGUCAGGCUGGUCAUUUUCCACCCUGACCAA